Messenger RNA from Cottoperca gobio, 2002 nucleotides. Its product is annotated as cytosolic purine 5'-nucleotidase-like. The record is from RefSeq and is a predicted model, not a curated record. Lineage: Eukaryota; Metazoa; Chordata; Actinopteri; Perciformes; Bovichtidae. The coding region runs from base 267 to 1763 and encodes 498 amino acids. The transcript is spliced from 18 exons. Gene Ontology annotation, molecular function: 5'-nucleotidase activity.
AUACAGAAGUAGAGAAGCUGGAUGAGCAUGUCCGGCAGCUGUUUACCCCACCCACUAGCCUAAAAGUUGCAGGAAGGAGUGCCAGCCUGCGUAGGCUACAAAAGGGAGAAAAACACUGUUUGUCCACGCCUACAAAUUUGAGUAAAUUUGGUCUUUUAAAUGCCUCUCUAAUGACUGGCAUAAAGUGCUGAGUAGCAGACCGCAGUUGCAUGAGAAUAUAGCUCACCGGAGUUGGACACCAGAAGGCUUGAAGUUAGAAGGACACAAUGGACACAGAUCCCAGCAUCUCCACUGAUGAGCCCAGGGUGAAGAGAAGCUUUGACCAAAUGGUGUUCGUCAACAGAAAUCUGACAAUGGAAAACAUCAAGUGCUAUGGAUUUGACAUGGACUACACGAUUGCAAUGUAUAAGUCUCCUGACUACGAGAGUCUAGGCUUUGAGCUGAUAAGGGACAGAAUGGUGUCUGUUGGAUACCCUCAUGAGCUUCUACGCUACAGAUACGACCCCAGCUUCCCAACACGCGGUUUAGUGAUCGACACCACAUACGGGAACCUCCUGAAGGUGGAUUCAAAUGGGAAUAUUUUAGUCUGCAGUCAUGGCUUCUGCUUCCUUAAAGGAGAAAACAUUCACAACUACUACCCCAACAAGUUCAUUCAAAGAGACGACACCGAGCGUUUCUACAUCCUCAACACUCUCUUCAAUCUUUCAGAGACUUAUAUGUACACCUGCCUUGUGGACUUCUUCACCAGAUGCAACAGAUACACAAACCUCAUGAAAGGUUUCCAGCACGGCGACUUGUUGAUGUCCUACAGAAGCAUGUUCCAGGAUGUUCGAGACGCGAUGGACUUCAUUCACGAUACGGGAAUCCUGAAGGGACAUACUAUCAAGAAUUUGGAUAAAUAUGUUCUCAAAGAUCCAAAUGUCCCUGUUCUCUUGACCCGGCUUAAAGUGGCAGCCAAGGUCUUCCUCGCUACCAACAGUGACUACAGCUACACUGAGGCCAUUAUGAAAUACCUGCUUGACAAUAGUGCUAAGCUUGGAAGUCAGAAAAUGUCCUGGCGCUCCUUCUUCGACCUCAUCGUGGUGGACACCAAAAAGCCUCUGUUCUUUGCAGAGGGGACAGUGCUGAGACAAGUGGACACGGACACAGGGAAGCUUCGGAUUGGGACGUACACAGGAGACCUCCAACAUGGAACUGUUUACUCCGGAGGCUCUUCGGACAUCAUCUGUGAUCUGCUGGAGGUCAAAGGUAAAGACAUCCUCUACGUUGGCGACCACAUCUUUGGCGACAUCCUUAAAUCUAAGAAGCGUCAGGGCUGGAAGACUUUUCUGGUCGUACCGGAGCUCAACAAAGAGCUGCAAGUGUGGGACCAGAAGAAAAAUCAGUUUGAGGAGCUGAAACAUCUCGACAUCCUUCUAUCUGAACUUUACAAGAACCUGGACAGCGGCAGUCAAGACUGUCCUGACAUCAGUGCCAUUCAGACCAGAAUGAAGGUGCUGACCUACAGAAUGGACAUGUCCUACGGCCAGAUGGGCAGCCUCCUGCGCAGCGGCUCUAGACAGACGCUGUUCGCCAGCCAGCUGAUGCGUUAUGCAGAUCUUUACUCUUCUUCCUGCGUCAACCUGCUGCACUACCCCUUUAAUUACCUCUUCAUGGCUCCCCCAGUCCUGAUGCCGCAUGAAUCAGUGUAUCAACACUCGGCUGACUUUGUUUCAUCAAAGCUCACCGUCGCCAACACUUUUGCGAAGAUGAACAUAAACUAAGUGCUGAAGACAGCUGAUGGAGAUGCUUCAGAAGAAGAUCUACAGAGGAGUCUUCCACUGUGUUUAUAUGAGUCAUGGACACUGAUGAAGGUGACUGUUUGCAUCUGAGCUUGUAUAAAGGGUUUGAUGACGUGCCUCCUUUACAAAACCUAAUGUAUUGCUCCACCUAGUGGAUAUGAAGUGCUAUGCCAUGUAACGGGAUUCUUUUGGAUUCAAAGCAAAACUCAGGUUUACUGACA